AUGCUUACGGUAUCGGCACACAAGUUGUGGGAUGAUGACACCUACGAAAAUGCAGCCUCUUGGGACGGAUACCGUUUUUAUAAGAUGCGCGAUGAUCCUCAGCGACAGUCACAGGCACAACUUAUUACAACCGCCCCGGAGAACUUGGCUUUUGGACAUGGCAAACAUGCAUGUCCUGGACGCUUCUUUGCUGCCAAUGAAGUGAAGAUUGUAUUAAUCUUUCUCCUCCUACGGUAUGGCUGGAAGCAGUCAGAAGGGAUGGUACCAAGGAUCUUUUCUGGUGGGUUUGGCAUGGCACUUGACCCGACUCUGAGAAUAGAGGUUAGAAGGCGUCGUGAGGAGAUGGAAAUAUGA
Messenger RNA from Aspergillus luchuensis, 354 nucleotides. RefSeq lists its product as uncharacterized. Bases 1 to 354 code for a protein of 117 amino acids. The record is from RefSeq and is a predicted model, not a curated record. The transcript has a single exon. Gene Ontology annotation, molecular function: oxidoreductase activity, acting on paired donors, with incorporation or reduction of molecular oxygen; iron ion binding; monooxygenase activity. Lineage: Eukaryota; Fungi; Ascomycota; Eurotiomycetes; Eurotiales; Aspergillaceae.